This is a messenger RNA of Oryzias melastigma (Indian medaka), 2348 nucleotides long. RefSeq names its product C1q and TNF related 6a (gene c1qtnf6a). The record is from RefSeq and is a predicted model, not a curated record. The coding region runs from base 841 to 1575 and encodes 244 amino acids. NCBI's taxonomy places the organism in Eukaryota, Metazoa, Chordata, Actinopteri, Beloniformes, Adrianichthyidae. Gene Ontology annotation, molecular function: protein binding. The transcript has 3 exons.
CUUUGUGGCUCCUGCUGGGUUGUAGUCCAUGACAAAUCAGCUGGAAUGGUUCUUUCAGAGUUGAAGGUUGCAGACCCCCACCAUAGGCCAGCAGUGACAAACUCAGUCCCACAGGGGGUCAAAAUCCAACACACUCCUCACCUUCCUGGGCAUGUCUCUAUUAUUUAAGAGUUUUAUUCCUACUCAUGGGUCAUAUUCGGUCAUGAUAUAAAAACUUCUGUUUAAACAAACCAAUAACUGGAAAUAAUACAUUUUUUUUUCUUUUUGAGUAAAAAGUAUCCACAAAAAAGGACAAAAAGGGAGCCUAGCCAUCUUUUUCUCUUCAGAAACAGCAGGAAGAACAUGGAGGCCAGAGCUCCUCCUCUCUACGACCUCCCUGCCUUCAUGAACAAUCCAACAGCAAAUCAAAGCAGCACAUUCCUGACUCUGGAAACACAUAAUCACUUGAUGGAUGUUGCUCCCAUUUUCAUUGUUUUCUGUUUUUGUGGCCUUUUUUUUCCCUUCAUUUCCUUGAGUUUGCAGCUGGAUCCGAGGAAUUCAGAAAAAGGGCAGAGCCAGUAUGAAAGGGAGGGAUACAAUAAUGUAAAGUUAUUCACAAAGGAGAAAAAAAUUCAAAGACUCCUUGAGCAACAGAUUUUUCACCUGUAGCGGCUGCAGGUGCUUUUGCUGCAUGGGCAAAGGGACGAGUUUUCUUGAGCAAAACAGUUUCCAGAGUUCACAGGAAGGAGGGAUCAAGGAAAAGGAGGCGGCUUUAGUCGGAUGGGGAGCUCGGUUACUGAACAGAUUCCUCCCACUGCCUGAGCGGACUGAAGCUGCAGCAGACCUGAACCAGUUGCAGUUAUGCUUGAAGCCCUCCUCCUGAUGUUCUUCUCCUCCCCGGUGGUCAUGGUGCCCCCUCUCAGCGCCCCUGCGGCCUGCAGACGCUGCUGUGACCCUGUUGGUCCAGCAGAGGGCAGUGGAGAUCAAACAGCCAUGCCAGAGUUCAGCCACAUCCCUGAGGUCCGCACCUACAUCAACAUGACCAUCCUGAAAGGUGACAAAGGAGAUCGUGGCGACAGAGGGACCCCAGGUAAGGGCGGGGAGCAGGGCCUCCCAGGGUCCAUUGGACCCACUGGUCCACAGGGCAGUAAGGGUCAGGCGGGUCUUCCUGGAGAACCCUGCAAGGUCCAGUACUCCGCUUUCUCUGUUGGCCGCCGCAAAUCCCUCCACACCCAGGACGCCUACCAGACGGUGAUCUUCGACACGGUCUUCGUGAACCUCCACGAACACUUCGACAUGUUCGAGGGCAAAUUCCUCUGCAGCGUGGCGGGGAUCUACUUCUUCAACGUCAACAUCCACACGUGGAACUUCAAGGAGACGUACCUGCACAUCAUGCAGAACCACACGGAGCGGGCCAUCAUCUACGCCCAGCCCAGCGACCGCUCCAUCAUGCAGAGUCAGAGCCUGAUGCUGGAGCUGGAGCUGGGGGACGAGGUGUGGCUCCGCCUGUACAAGAGGGAGCGCGAGAACGCCAUCUACAGCGACGACGUGGACGUCUACAUCACCUUCAGCGGAUACCUCGUUACGCCUAAAUAGGAGGAGGAGAGAACGCCUUUGCAGAGAAUUUUGAAGCGUUUAGUCAUGAUCACAAAAAUGAAAGCUCUCUCCAGACGGCAGAUGUGAGCAAAUAUGAAACUCCAGUCAUCUGCAAACAGUUGAGGUUACAAACAGAGACGGGAAACAUGCAGAAAGGUUUCAAAAUGACAGAUCGUGGUGUCAUCUGCUGAACAGUUCUGUUAUUUUUAGUAAAUUCUGAGUCAUUUGAAUGACUGAUGAUUAAAACCGUCUCAAAUUCGCACAACAGAAACAGGAAGGAGGUUUAGAUGUGAUUGUGACGAUGAACCCAUCUGAUCCUUCGUGCUAAUUUAACAAGCCUACUAUUUUUAUAUUUGACCAUAAAUGUGAAAGCAGUCAGUUAGGUUGUCUAAGCCGGAUUAGAGGGUUUUCUGGCACAUUUAGAACUCUAAACCAGAUUUAAAUCCAGACCUGCUUUUUAAAACUCUCCUCUCAUGUAAUCCAAACACUCCAAGACUUCAGUUCAUGGUGCAAAACAUUUAGGAUUUUUUUCUUCAGACAGCAAAGGUUACAGUAAACCCAGGUACUAAAGCAGCUCUGCACCAUGACACUACCGCCGCCGUGUUUGACUGUUAGUCUGAUGGGGCUUUUUUUCACAAACUGUUCUUAAAGCACUUUUUAACCAAAAUAUUGUUUAACAUUUUGUGUAUCAUGUGUAUUCAUGCGUUGGAGUUUCCUCCCUUCUUUUUAUUUACUGGUAUUUCUUAGAACAAUAAAGUGGAGGAAAUAUAAUG